Molecule: messenger RNA, 3020 nt
Organism: Aplysia californica (California sea hare)
Lineage: Eukaryota; Metazoa; Mollusca; Gastropoda; Aplysiida; Aplysiidae
Product: sodium-dependent phosphate transport protein 2B-like
Exons: 8
Coding region: 952-2817 (621 amino acids)
Biological process (GO): sodium-dependent phosphate transport
Cellular component (GO): membrane
Molecular function (GO): sodium:phosphate symporter activity
Source: RefSeq, a predicted model, not a curated record
UUCAGGUUUGCAUCAUUCCUUAGAAAUCUUGAGCAUACGCACAUUGUCUCGUGAUAAUAUGUAGGGACUUUAAACCUAAAUCAUACCAUAAUUUAUUAUUAUGUACCUCGCCAUUAUCCUGUCAUAUCUAUCCGUAGUAUGCAUACCAUACCUCACCACACCACACCAUACCAUACCAUACCAUACCAUACCAUACCAUAUCAUGCCAUUUCAUGCCAUUUCAUGCCAUACCAUAUCAUACCAAACCAAGUAAUGCCAAUCCACUUUGCUAAAUCCAACACAGGUAGCCUGAGAUAAAAGUCUGUUUACAAGCAAACAGUUCAUGCAUCAUAAUCGUCAAUCUGCAUCAGGUUGUUUUUUGACGUGGGAGUUUGUAGCUGUCCUGAUCAGCGUUUGUCACCAAAGUUUGAACGCCCUCCUCUGAACAAACAGAACCUUUGAUGUGCCUGGGUUUGUUAGGGUUUUUUCUGGGGAUGGGGAGGGGGGGGGGUGUUGUUUUCUUUGGGUUUUUUAAAAACUCAACACAUCAUUGCUAUAUAUAGCCACUUAUUCAGAGUGAAUUCGAGAUAUAUUGUUCCCUUUUACGCUCAAAAACCGAACGACAGCUUGCACUUCAAUCUUUGACUUCUCCUUAAUAGAAUAUAAUCUAGUACUCUGAGUUACCUUUUACUUUAAUUUCAGAGCAACACUCGCAAAAUGUUUAUCUGAUCUUUUUUAUUCCAGGAACAACUUUCAUUUACAAGUCAGCUUUUUGUAUUGGACAAGGAUUUCUGCUAUGCAGACUCAGACAUCACCUCCUACCUCUAUCAAAGUACAAUUAAUGCUUUGAAUUCUCAUGACAGUUCUACUGAACUUUUCUCCAAGCCACGAAAUUCAGCGAAGUCGAUUCUGGUAAAGCGCAGAAAUAAUAUCAGUCCAAUAAGCAACGCAAUAUCCAAGAACAGCACAAGGAUGCAUCAUGGUCAAAGUAAUCACGGUUUUACAGGAGAUAAUCAGGAUAGUUACGGUUCUUUAGCUGAUUACAAGAGUUCUGUCCCUUCUUAUGAGUUUGACGACCCGAAAGACGUCAAGGCGAAGACAACAGAAGAGAAGAAAGAACAAAAUGAGGAAGACGAUGCGUGGGCGUUGCCGGAACUGAAAGAUGAUACAGUGCCUUGGGAAGAGUUGGACGACAAAGGCAAGUUUCUCCGAGUAGCGUGGUUGGCGCUUCGACUUGUAUUGCUGCUGGGACUACUCUAUUUGUUCAUCUGCUCCCUGGAUUUCCUUAGUUCUGCCUUUAGACUUCUUGGAGGUAGUUGCUCUCCCCCUCCUCCCCCCUCGCUCUCUCUUUCUCUCUCUCAUUCUCUCUCUCUCUCUCUCUUAGGGCUCAUGGUGGGGGUCCUGGCCACGGUACUCGUGCAGAGCUCUUCCACCUCCACCUCCAUCAUCGUCUCCAUGGUCUCUGCGAGAAUUCUGUCAGUACGUCUGGCUAUUCCGAUCGCUAUGGGAGCGAACAUCGGCACCACAGUUACCAACACCCUCGUGUCUAUGGGCCAGAUGAAAGAUAAGGGAGAUUUCAGACGAGCGUUUGCCGCGGCCACCGUGCACGAUAUGUUCAACUGGCUGUGUGUGAUCGUCUUCCUGCCGAUUGAGGUAGCCAGCGGAUACCUGUACCGGCUGACUGACGUCAUCACCAGUGACCUUACCUACAAUGUGUCCGACUCCAGCUCAACCAAUCCUAAACUUCUGAAAGCCAUCACAGAGCCCUUCACGAAGACAGUCAUCGAUUUGUCUUCUAGCAAAUUGGAACUCAUCGCAAAAGGUGUUGACUUCAAUGGAAGCUUAAUUAAAUCAGGUAACUUUUUCUUACUUUCUUCAGGAGAUCAUCUGUUCUCAGACUGGGAGGGAACCGACGCGGAGGCAGGAGCAAUUCUUCUAGUUGUCUCCCUUGCGCUUCUCUGCCUGUGCCUGAUCUGUGUCGUCAAGAUCCUGAGUUCCCUCCUGAAAGGCACAAUAGCUAAAGUCAUACAGAGAGUGGUCAAUGCAGAUUUCCCUGGCCCCUGCAAGUACUUCACCGGCUACUUUGUCAUUCUGGUGGGCGCCGGCCUCACGAUCCUGGUACAGAGCAGCUCCAUCUUCACGUCUGCCCUAACGCCGCUGGUCGGCAUCGGUGCCAUUCACCUGGAGCGGAUGUUCCCUUUGACCCUUGGCUCCAACAUCGGUACCACCGUUACAGGCAUUCUAGCGUCCUUGACUUCUGACCCUUCAACCUUCAAAGACUCGUUCCAGAUCGCGCUGUGCCAUCUCUUCUUUAACAUAUCAGGUCUUCUGUUGUGGUACCCUGCUCCAUUUAUGAGAAAACUGCCCAUCAAUAUGGCUAAAUUCAUGGGUCAGACUGUUCAUCAGUACCGUUGGUUUGCUAUUGUCUAUUUAUUCUUUAUCUUUUUCUUGGCCCCUUUAUUUGUUUUUGGGCUCUCGUUGGCUGGGUGGGAAGUUCUCGUGUGUGUUGGCGUCCCCAUCGUAGUCUUAGUUAUUUGUAUCAUCAUCGUCAACAUCCUGCAGGACAAAUCGCCAAAAUAUCUGCCCAGGAGACUCCGGAACUGGGAGUCAUCGGGCAUUCCUGCUCCAUUAAGGUCCCUAGAGCCGUAUGACCGCGUAUUUGUCAAACUCAGCAGUUUUUGCAAAUGUUGUCUAAAAGAAAAGGAACAAGACGAUACAAACGGACAGGUCAACAUGGCUUAUGACGAAGAGAAUAAAAUUGAAAGUAAUCACCAUUUUAAGGGAGAAAUGGUGAACGGGAAUGGAUGCGAUUUUAAAGGAGAAACAACAAAAUUGUAAAAGGUACCAGCUCAGAACCUGCCGAGUACAUAUUACAUAGCUGCAGUAAGAAGGGCAUUACUCUUUUCAUUUCUCAUUUGUUUUAUGAUUGAUUGAAGUAAAACAAAAAGAAAAUAGCUUUCUCGGCCAGUUUGUGAUCCAGUCCACAACAGAGCAUGUAUACAGCCUUUCUUCAUCUCCCUUUCUUUUUUUACACAUAGACA